CGCCGGGUCUCGCGAGCCCUGGCGCUAUAUAAGGCGGCGCGGGGAGGCCGAGGCCCUUCCCUCGCGGAGCCGCCAUGGACACGAGCCGCGUGCAGCCCAUCAAGCUGGCCAGGGUCACUAAGGUGCUGGGCCGGACCGGUUCCCAGGGGCAGUGCACACAGGUGCGCGUGGAGUUCAUGGACGAUACGAGCCGCUCCAUCAUCCGCAACGUCAAGGGGCCGGUGCGGGAGGGCGACGUUCUCACUCUGCUGGAGUCGGAGCGUGAGGCGCGGCGGCUGCGCUGAGCCGGUGAUGAAUGCUGGUGGCGCUUACUCGGAGCGGCUGGUGGGCUUCAUCUGGGCCAGAUGGAUGGAGAGGAGCAUGGUGGCGUUGUAACUGCAAUAAAAGGUUUUUCCAGUAGCCUCUUGCCUGGAU
Molecule: messenger RNA, 414 nt
Organism: Dryobates pubescens (Downy woodpecker)
Lineage: Eukaryota; Metazoa; Chordata; Aves; Piciformes; Picidae
Gene: RPS28
Product: ribosomal protein S28
Exons: 4
Coding region: 75-284 (69 amino acids)
Biological process (GO): translation; ribosomal small subunit assembly; maturation of SSU-rRNA
Cellular component (GO): cytosolic small ribosomal subunit; ribosome
Molecular function (GO): structural constituent of ribosome
Source: RefSeq, a predicted model, not a curated record